This is a messenger RNA of Linum tenue, 3178 nucleotides long. The record is from the annotation of a GenBank genome assembly. Lineage: Eukaryota; Viridiplantae; Streptophyta; Magnoliopsida; Malpighiales; Linaceae.
CUCUUGUCUAGCUCCCUGCCCAAAAGCGCCGCCCAUUUCCCAAAUAAUCUCUAGCCCCUACGCUACGAUGGCGCCGGAAACUGGCCGCCGACGUGGGUGGUUCCGAUUCUUCGUCGCGACCUUGUUCGCUGCGGCGGCGGUGGCGGGGCAGAUCAGUAGCGGCACGAACAACACGACGGCGGCGGUGGCGGUGAACGUCGGGGUGAUUGUGGACAUGGACAGAGCCGACUUCGCCGGGCAGGUGUGGCUGAGCUGCGUGGAAAUGGCGGUGUCGGAAUUCUACGGUUCGCACCCGAAUUACACCACCCGCGUCGUCAUCACCGCCAGGGAUUCCCGCAGAGACGACGUCGUUCAAGCUGCUGCUUCGGCCCUGGAUUUGAUAAAGAACGUGCAGGUCCAAGCUAUCCUCGGCCCAGACACAUCGAUGCAGGCCAACUUCCUCAUCCCGCUGGGAGAAAAAGCCCACGUCCCCAUCGUCUCCUUCUCCGCAACAAGCCCAACCCUCGCUUCCAUCGGCAGCCCGUACUUCUUCCGCGCCACACAAAACGACUCCACCCAAGUCAACGCCGUCGCCGCCAUAUUCAAGGCCUUCGGCUGGCGGCAGGCCGUCCCAAUCUACGUCGACGACGCCUUCGGCCAAGGCAUCAUCCCUUCCUUAGUCGACUCCCUCGAAGCCGUCGACGCCCGAAUCCCUUACCGCAGCGCCAUUUCGCCGUCCGCCACCGACGACCAAAUCGGAGAGGAGCUCUACAAGCUCAUGACCAUGCAGACUCGCGUCUUCAUAGUCCACGUGUCUCCCGAUCUCGGCCCCAGGCUAUUUGUCAAGGCCAAAGAGGUCGGGAUGAUGUCAGCAGGUUACGUGUGGAUCAUAACCGAUGGGCUCACCGUCUUCCUGCCUUCCUUUCACCCUUCAGUUCUCCGCUCCAUGCAAGGCGUGUUGGGAGUCAAACCGCACGUGCCACAAACACAGGCGGUUCUAAACUUCACGACACGUUGGAGGAGGAAGUUCCAGCGAGACCAUCCGGAGAUCCUCGAUGCCAACCUCAACAGCUACGGUUUGCGGGCGUACGAUGCCACGUGGGCAUUGGCAAUGGCGGUCGAGAAGGCUGGGGCCGCAACCUAUUUCAGUUUCGAAAGCGAUAAGACGAAGAAGUAUAUGGUCGGGGUGUCGAGAAACGGCCAGAAUCUGGCUAGCGCGCUCUUGGGAACGAGCUUCCGAGGUCUCUUCGGUGGGUUUGCGUUGGAGGCCGACGGGCAGCUGAGAGCGUCGGCUUACGAGGUUGUGAACGUGAAUGGGAACGCAGAUAGAGUUGUUGGGUACUGGACACCACCACCAGCUGGCGAGCUGACGACGAGGAGCUCGUCGAAGGUGGCGAGCCAGCUGGGGACGGUGAUAUGGCCGGGGGAUCCGGGUGCGGUUCCUAAAGGGUUCGAGAUCCCGAUGAGCGGGAAGAAGCUCAGGAUCGGAGUCCCCGUGAAACCCGGCUUCAGGGAGUUCGUCUCCGUGAGUACCGAUCCCGAGACCAACGAGACGACCGUGACCGGCUACUGCAUGGAUGUUUUCGAAGCCGUCGUCAAAACGCUGCCGUAUGCGCUUCCCUUUGAGUACGUGCCUUUCGCCAAACCUAACGGUGAAAGCAACGGGAGUUACAACGACCUGGUUAAUCAGGUCUUUUUAGGAAACUUGGACGCGGUGGUCGGAGAUAUCACCAUCAUCGCCAACCGGUCAAACUACGUUGACUUCACGCUGCCGUACACGGAAUCGGGAGUGUCCAUGGUGGUUCCGGUGAGGCCAGAUGGGAGCAAGAAUGCGUGGUCGUUCUUGAAGCCAUUGACGUGGGAUCUUUGGGUGACGACGUUUCUCUUCUUUCUGUUUAUCGGGUUCGUGGUGUGGGUUCUGGAGCACAGGAUCAGCAAGGACUUCAGAGGCCCGCCUUCACACCAAGCUGGGACUAGCCUCUGGUUCUCCUUCUCCACCAUGGCCUUCGCUCAACGUAGGAAUCGACUGGACAAAACCUGGUGAGCAACCUGACAAGGACGGUGGUGAUAAUAUGGUGCUUCGUGGUGCUGAUCAUCAUUCAGAGUUACACCGCGAGUUUCACGAGCCUCCUGACGGUGCAACGGCUGCGACCCACGGUGACGGACAUGAGCGAGCUGUUGAGAAAGGGGGAGUUUGUGGGAUACCAGGAAGGCACGUUUGUGGUCGGGCUAUUGAACAGUAUGGGAUUCAGCGGUGACAAGCUCGUGAGUUAUAAUAGCAUCGAGGGUUUUGACUCGCUUUUUCAGGCAAGGGAGAAUCGUGGCUGCGUUUGAUGAAGUCCCCUACAUCAAGCUCAUCUUGGCCAAACGCUGCUCCGAGUACAUGAUGAUCGAUCCCACUUAUAAAGCCGACGGCUUUGGCUUUGUCUUUCCUAAAGGCUCCCCAUUAGUUCCAGACAUUUCACGAGCCAUCCUCAACGUCACUGAAGGAGACAGCAUGACAAAAAUCGAAGAAACAUGGAUUGGCAAGAACAACAAGUGCCCGGAGUCCAGCACCUCACCUCCUAUAGGGAACCAACUGGGGCUGAACAGCUUCUGGAGCCUGUUUCUGAUUGCCGGAGUGGCCGCAGUUUCAGCGCUCUGCAUUUUUUCUGUUAUGUUCGUUUACGAGCACAGGAAGCUUUUGUUUCCCUCAAAAGAUGACUUACAUUCGAACCCUUCAUUCUGGAGAAGGGUUCUGAAUCUGUUCAAGACUUUCGAUGAGAAAGACCUCAAAUUCCAUACUUUCAGGGACGACAGAGUUGGUAACGAGAUUAACCUUGCCGAUUUGAAUGUGAUGACGAGCCCUUCCACGUUUUCGGUGGAGACGACGGAGUUUCCUGCGGGAUCAUCCCAAAAACCAAUUACUCCGCCGCUAGAUUCACCGUCGGAGUUGAACGAAAGCACAGAGCCUCGGGUAGGAGAGAUUAACAACAUGGAUUCACAUCCAAAUUCCAGUGUAGGAGGAGUUAUUGCUACUGCUGAUGGUGAAAUUAUUACAAGUCGUGUGUUUUAGUUAUUGGUAUUUUUUUUUGGGUUGUCAAUUAAGGGAGUGGGGUUAGGAAGUGGAUUAGUUAAAGAGGGACUAUUUUAUUAAGGGUUAUAAGUAUAAUAUGCCCAUUUAUUAUGUCGUUUUAUCAAACAUGCUCAUCUAUUAUUU